Molecule: messenger RNA, 463 nt
Organism: Tuber aestivum (summer truffle)
Lineage: Eukaryota; Fungi; Ascomycota; Pezizomycetes; Pezizales; Tuberaceae
Source: the annotation of a GenBank genome assembly
AUGGAAGGCAUCGGGGUGUGAGCUCCAGUAGGCUUGAUGGUGUCGGGGAUUGGGUUCUAGGAAAGAGUGAGUUCGAGUCAUGGCGCGACAGUCGGGACGGCACGGCGAAUCCUACUUUGCUGUGCCACGGGAGCCAAGGGGUUGGAAAGACAUACAUAAGGUAAAAGUUGCAUUCUCCCGCGGCCAUAGACGAUGCUAACAGGUAAUAAAACUAGCUCAUUAGUAAUAGACACCUUGUGCAAGCGAGUCCGUGGACAGAAUGCGGCAGUUUUAUCGCUCUAUUGUGAUUACCAGGAGCAGAAGGACCAGACGGCAGUAAAUCUGAUAGGUGGUCUACUCAGACAGAUUGCUGUACGAGCAACGAAGAUUCCAGGCGAAAUUCGAAGUGCUUUCAAGGAGUCGGAGAAGGAUUGUGGCAAUAGUCUCCGAUUGCCGGACAUGCUAGCAUUAUUUGUUAAAACAA